UUAGCUUGGACGGUUACAGACAGCGGCCAAAAAUGCGAACAAUACGGAAGAGAACCGGACUUCCAGCGCAUCGCCCAUCAUUACAAACGGCACCACCUCUGAUGACGGCGAAGUUGGAGAGAAGAUGAACGAGCUUCGGUCCACCAUUGAGAUGCAGAAUUCGGAGCUUAGCAACAGUCAGCGGAAAAUUUCAGAACUGUCGUCCAAAGUGUCAGAAAUGGAGAGUGUUCUGGGCUCUGCACAGAGGGAUCUGCGAAUGGCACAAGAUGCAAAUGCCCGGUUACAAAAGGAACUCCGGGAAACGGAGCUGUCUCGAAAGGAGGACGAAGAGGAGAGAAUAGUAGCCUUGGAGAAGCAAUUUCUUACGUGUCAGCGUGAAGCAACGUCAGUUAGAGAUCUCAACGAAAAGCUGGAAGAGGAGUUGAAGAACCGCGAGGCACAGCUGAAGCUAACGGAAGAGAAAGUCAGGGCAUUGGAAGAAAAGCUGGAGGUAUCCGAGCAGAAAGCUAUGGAGGUCACGGCGUUGGAAGAGCAGUUGAAACGGAAUGCCUUCGCCGCCUCAAAUUCCAACUCCGCGGAUAAAUCUGCUGACGAUGCGGAUGAACGUUCUUCUGCUGAUGAUCGCAUUUUACGGCUCGAAAACGAGCUGGAUGUGAAGAACAACGAAGUUAUCCGGUUUGAACACCGACUCCGAGUCAACGAGGACCACAAUCAGCGUCUAUCAGCAACUGUCGAUAAGCUUUUGGCCGAAUCUAAUGAUCGGCUCCAGGUGCAUUUGAAGGACAAGAUGCAUUUACUUGAAGAGAAGGCGCAAAUGGGACAUGAUCUGAACAGAUUCAAGAAAAUGUUCGAGGAAGCGCAAGGAGAAAAGGGCAUGGUGUUGGAAGAGCUAGCGAAAUGUCGGGUGGAAAUCGAUGGUCUGAAGCGACAGAUAAUCGCGCAAGAACUGACAGCACGCACAGAAGCAAUGACGAGGAAUUUAACGUCCACUCCAGUCAAAGAAAGCAUUUCAGCUGUUGGUUCAGCAUUUUAUGAUUCUAGGUCAUUGCCGAGGCUUCCACCAAAGCCGCGAAUGGCUGGAAUUUCUCCAACGGAUUCUUCCAAGCGCCUGUCACCGGCGUUGCAGAUGGUGCCGAGUGCGAUGAACGCCGUGGACUGGGACCACCUCGACGAGGACUUCGACGACGGCGUUCACGGGGACCUGGAGGACGAGCGAGCUGCGGCGGAAAGGGCGCUCUUUUCUGGGCUAGAUCUCAUGUCUCCGGCUGGCGGCGGCGCUGGGGGAAGCCAAUCCGAUGCUCACACGUUGGCAAGGAUGCUGCAGGAACAACUGGACGCCAUAAACAACGAAAUUCGUUUAAUACAAGAGGAGAAAGCGACGACGGAGCAGAGAGCGGAAGAGUUGGAAUCCCGAAUGGGCAGCAUGGAAGUUCUCAGUGUCGUUGGCGGCGGUCGAGGUGGGAUGUUUUUGGAAGGACGGCGUCCGCCGUCUCCGCCGCCGCCCUUGUCGCGUCCGCCUUCCAUCAUACCGUGCCAUCCUCCUCCGCGGCCGCCGUACCACUCGAUCCCUAUUUCGUCCACGGGUUCGGGACCUGCGUCGCACAAGUACCAUACAAUUUCCUCUUCUAUAUCCGGCGGAUUUUCACCGUACGGUUACGAGAACAGUGGUCCUCACUCUGUUCCCAUGUCUAUGUCGUCAGAAUUGUCUGCUAGUCAAUCGGGUCUAGUCGUGAAUAAUGUGAUGGAGAAUGAUGGGAACCCGGGUUCCAGCGAGGCCCGCGCUGGAAUGGGCGCUUCCGAACAUUCGCCUAGUCCCACCCAUAGUAACGAAGAAAUGCGGAGGGGCGGUGGUGCGGCUGCUUCGCCUUCUAGCCUCGGGGGCGGUAACGCUGGGUUUCCCGUGAGCACGUCGGCGUCUUCCCUGACCCCGGGCGGCUCCGGCCCGAAUCUCAUGUCCCGGCCUUUCGGGAUGCCUUCAAUGAAAAUACCUCAGCAUCAGUCCUACCUCACUGUGCCGAGAUCUCUCAGAGCACCGAUGGAUACGAGUGGUGGACUUUCAGGAUUUUAUACGGCCGGUGUGUCUCCAUUGUCAUCUGCAAACUCGAGUCAAGAUUCACUGUACAGUAAGAACGUGUAUCCGAUGAUGGGCCCGAGUAUGAUGGGACCUGGUUCUGUAAAGAAAUCGAGAGGGUUGAAGUCGUCACUCGGGAGGCUUUUCUCCAAAAAGGAAAAGCAACAGCAACAGGGACUCAAGUCACCAGGCAUGAUGAUGAUGGGUGGUCAUGGGAGUUCAUCCGGUGGCGGUGGUGGAUCGCCGGUGUCUUACGCCGGCGGGUUCGGCGCCAGCAGCAGCGGAUUCAGCAGCGACGGAGAAAUGAGCGGCACAGAUACGCUCGGCUUCAAAGACUUGGACCGACGCAAGAAGCGGAAAAAUGAGCUGCUUGCCGAGGCGAUGAAGGCUGGCACCCCAUUCGCUCUCUGGAAUGGACCAACGAUCGUGGCCUGGCUAGAGGUUUGGGUCGGCAUGCCGGCCUGGUACGUGGCGGCGUGUCGGGCGAAUGUCAAGUCGGGUGCCAUCAUGUCUGCGUUGUCUGACACUGAGAUCCAGCGAGAGAUCGGGAUUUCGAACCCGCUGCACCGUCUCAAGCUGCGACUCGCGAUCCAGGAGAUGGUGAGUCUUACGAGUCCGUCGGCGCCGUCGUUGUUUGGCGGCGAUUGCACGACGCUGGCUUUUGGAGACAUGAACCACGAGUGGCUCGGUAAUGGGUGGCUGCCGAGCAUCGGCUUGCCGCAGUAUCGGUCCACGUUCAUGGAGUGUCUGGUCGACGCCAGGAUGCUGGAGCAUUUAUCGAAAAAAGACCUUAGGGUGCAUCUCAAAAUGGUUGAUUCGUUUCAUCGCACUGCAUUACAUUUCGGAAUUGUGUGCCUGAAACGACUCAACUAUGAUCGUAAACAGUUGGAGGACCGACGAGCACAAGCAGAAAACGAUCUCAGGGACGUGAUUGUUUGGUCGAAUGAUCGUGUAAUGAAAUGGGUUUCUGCUAUAGGACUUCGCGAAUACGCGAAUAAUUUGAUGGAGAGUGGGGUUCAUGGUGCUCUUGUGGCUUUGGACGAGAACUUCGACCAUAAUGCUAUGGCUCUAUGUCUGCAGAUACCUCCUCAGAACGUUCAGGCUCGAGGGCUGCUAGAACGAGAGUUCAUUCGACUGCUGGCAGAGGGAACGUCGAGAACGAUCCCGCAGUCGGUUUCUUCGUCGGAUAAUUUGGGAAGCGGCUUGUCAGAGCUUCCUCCGAAGUCGUGAUGUUUUUUCCUUAGGGAGUUCAAAAAAUAAUUGUGUGUGGGGCCGGUAAAAGAAAUAUGGGACUGGAAUCGCUGUGGAGUCUGCGCGGUCGUCGACUUUUUUUCCUUCCGCGCCGACGUUAUUUAUUCGCACGAGCGCGGCUCUCGUUGCUUCGCUCCUCGUUGCCUGACUGAAAAAACUGACCGGAACGCUGUUUUUUUUUUCUCUCUCAGGAGUCAACGGGAAACUGUUGGAAAGUUUCUGAACCUUUUUACUGAAAAAGGGGCCUUUGGCCGAACUUACUUUCUCACCUGAAAAAUUGACCUUCAAGAACUGAGGAUUUGCAGUAUUUUGAGUCGUCUCCAGAAAUAAUUCUUUGCAGGCUUUCUUGAACGGGAGUCUUCCGUUUCGGAGACGUCAAUGGAGGCAUUUUAGUCUAAUUAAUUAAUUAAUUGAAUCAUUACUGUGACUAAUCAACGUCGCAUGUAUCCGGAAAUCAAAUGAUCGAUUUGAUGAUUUUUAUUUAUCUUAUACCUUCAUAUUUUUUGCAUUCAUAAUAAACAAUUUCAUUCGUUCACACCUGUCGAUUCCAGUGUUGGAUCCAUGUUUAAUUCGAGUUGAAACUUUUUCCGUUUAGUUGAAAAUAUUGGUUAGACUGUUGGUCCUCGAAGAAUCUUACUAAACUCAAGAAAAUCUAAAGAAAUCUGGCCCCGGGUAAAAUAAUAGCGUUUCUUGUCAAGAGAUUUUCUUUUCAGUUGAAGGGUUGAGAAAUUUUUCGUAGUUCCUUAAUGGCUACCAGUGAUGUUCGUAGCUGGAAAGUUGUUGAAGUUUUCGCUGCAAGCCGAAGCAUGGUGUGCGUUCCAAGCGGUGAUCGUAAGUUCGUCGUGUGGAUCUCUUUUUUUUCGCUCGAAUUUAGCCUGCUCUAGCUUUUUUUCUACAUUCCUGCUUCUCUGCCUUUCGUGUAACAAUCGAGGAAAGAAACGACGUUCUCUUGAUCGACGCUGUGGAAACUGUUGGCAUGGAUAUCUUGUUUUUUCGGGCGGAAUUCUCGUUGAAUCCGCUGCAAUGAGUAAUUCGUACCAUAAAAAUUCAUUAAAAUUGUGGAAUAAUUUUUCAAUUUUUCAACUUUUUUUCUCUGCGUUCAUCCUGCGCUUCCUGCUGUCGAUCAGUAGAAUGUUUGUUUUUGUCGCUGUUGCACCAGAAAAAAAACGACGGCUUCCUGACCGAGUGACAAGAUGUCAGUCGAUUGCCUUCUGGGAAAUUAUGUCCGCGAAAUGCUUUCAUUUCGAUGCUUUGUGUUGAUCGGGUGGGGGGAGGGGUAGUUUUGCUACGUCCAUUUCUUUUUUCCCGGUGCCGUGAUCAACGAAGCACUAUCUGCGCAACUCAUCGUUCGCGUUUUUUCUUUCCUCCCAUAAAACUGAUGACGUAUGAGAAAAAAUUGCGAAAAUAAGUGGAAAGAAAUUUUAGCGGUUCGUUGUUUGUGGGCGAAUCGGCAUCUCCUGUAAGGGUGGAAAGGAGUUUUUCAUGUGUUUUUGACAUAUCAACGGCCCUUGGCUUUCUUGGUUUAUUUAGUUUGCUUGUUUUUUUCUUCCAUUUCUCCUCUGCUCGUGUGGAAAGGAAUUUCGUGCGAAGUUUGUGGACUUAUUACCCUGAGAGGCAUACGGCGGCCCUGCUUAAAAAAUGCUGUGUUUUUAUUUUUCGGCCAAUGUGGGUAUCAUCGUUUUUUGACGUACGCCGGAUGGCAUUUUCAAGUUGAAAAACGUCGUUCGCUUAUUAUCCGUGUUUACGCGAAUUUAAGACGCAAUUUUUUUCGAUUUUGACUUUUUUCCAAUGUGGGUGCUUCCUAGAUUUGCUUGCAAAUGCUUGUAUAUGCGGUGGCCCGAAAAUUCAGCUCAAGGAUUAACUUCUCAGCAACGCAUGGAACAACUAUCUGAACUCCCGAAAAAUUUACUUCAAAAAUAUGAUCUGAACUAAGAUUGGAACUUUGGAAGACGGACGUUUCAGCACACAAAUGUUUAGCAUCUCUUGACUUCUUUCCGAUUCCUAAAUAUUUUCAUUUAUUUUAAGCAUCAAAUUACAGUAGUUAACCCUAUUCUAUGAAUCAUUCAACAUCUUUCUGUCGCUGAGGAUAAACUGAAGGCAUGAUCUGAAUAGAAUGAAAGCAUACAUUUAUUAUCAUCGUGAGAUCAUCUCGAAAAUUUCUCUACGAGCUUUUUGAAUGACUGUUCCUAAUUUUGCGUGAUCUUUAAAUUCAAUUUAUUAAAGUGAGGUACUGUAGUAUGUAUAGUUGGUUACGGCCAUGCCUUUGACGAGUAUGGGAGUUCGAAAAUUGAUGCGUUUGUUUGUCAAAUGUUACCCUGUACAAUUGUGUUUCUGGCAUAUCCUGGAAGCAUGCUUAAGAUUCACCUGCUAAUUUUCAAAUUUUCAUCAGUUUUAGAGACGAAAAACUUGGAGGUUGUCUUGAUUUGAUGGCGUCUUUUUUUCGCGUAAAUUCGGUAUUCUGGAUUUUUUUUUUAUUGCGCUAGUGGUGCAGGAUUUUUUUGGACAAGCGAAAAAAGUAAUGUGUAGGCUAGCGUUUCAUUUGGAUACCAGAUGCAAGGCUUUUGAGUGUCCGUCGCGUGCCCGCAGAUUCCUUACGUGGAGAUAGAUGCUCACCUGUGUUCUGGAGUCAAUCCCGAAAUGUUUUGACGAAGUGAGGGAUUCGUUAUUUUGCGUUUGAAGAAAGAAAAAAGAAACGGUUCUUACCACUGUGCGGUUUGUUCGUUGUUGCCGCGCGAUGUUUUCUCUUGGCUGACUGCAGCUGGUGUUUUUUGUUUCGUUUUUCCUGACAAUUGUGAUCAACGAGAAUUUUUCGGUUCAUUUCUUCGGACGAAUAUUUUGCUUUGUGGAUUAUCGCUGUUUGGUUUUGUUUCAAUGCGUACCUCCGUUUGUGUUUCGGUUCCUCUGAAACGAGGAAGAAAUCAAGGCAGGAUUUCGGAAUUCUAGCUGCUCGUCAUUUUUGUUGUAGGAAAUUCGUGGACGGAAAGAGCUGUUAUAUUUUUUCUCUCGAUUUCUGAAAAGAAGAAAGAGAAGUGCAAGUAGCUGUAGGAUCAGUUGCGCAGGGGUCUCGUCAUUUUCGUUGUCUGUUCGCCAAAAAAGGAAAAAUGGGAAGAGCCAAUGUGGAUCAAAGUCACGCGGCAAUUAUGGCCCUAUCCGUUUGCAAACCAAAUUUUGCAUGUCUGUUCGGUUUCAUAACGGCAAAUGAAAGAAACGCGGAGACAAUUUAUUAAGAAACACUUUACACUCGGGAGAAACGUUGAUCGAUACCGAUGCGGUUUUCGGCGGAGUUUCGCCAAUGGAAACAGAAAAAAAAGAAAUC
Messenger RNA from Notodromas monacha, 6638 nucleotides. The record is from the annotation of a GenBank genome assembly. NCBI's taxonomy places the organism in Eukaryota, Metazoa, Arthropoda, Ostracoda, Podocopida, Cyprididae.